AUGGCCGACGACAAAAAUUCCGGUCUCGAGGUCUUCGAGAAAAGCAACAUCAACCAGUUGAGCGAUGUUGAAAGCUCCCGAGGGGUCAGUACGCCGAAAGACUAUGAUGACCUUCCUGAUCCGGACGCGGGUAUGUCAGACGAGGAGAGGGCAAAGUUGGACAAAGCCCUUGUCUGGAAAAUUGAUAUGUGGUUGAUCCCGUGGCUAUCUCUUUUGUAUCUUCUGUCCUUCUUGGACCGAACGAAUAUUGGCAAUGCACGGGUUGCCCACAUGGAGAAAAAUAUCGGCAUGGUUGGUCGCGAUUAUAAUAAUGCGUUGACUAUCUUCUUCAUCUCAUACGCGGGAGCCGAGCCGAUCACCAACCUUCUCCUAAAGCGAUACACCCCUCGAGUCUUCUUCACAACCAUCAUUUUCGCUUGGGGCGCCAUCAUGACCGUCAUGGGUUGCAUCAACAAUCAAGCUGGCCUCUUGGCUUGCCGUUGGUUCCUUGGUCUGGCUGAAGCUGGUCUCUUCCCAGGCGUCAAUUACUACCUUUCUUGCUGGUAUAAACGUUCUGAGCUUGGUUUCCGUGCUGCGCUUUUCUUCUCCGCCGCAGCUCUGGCUGGUUCUUUCGGCGGUCUUUUGGCUGCAGCCAUUACCCAGAUGGACGGCGUUGGCGGAUAUGAGGGCUGGCGAUGGAUCUUCAUCCUCGAAGGUCUCAUCACCGUCUUUGUCGGUAUCUUCUGCUGGUGGAUGGUUAACGACUUCCCCGAUACUGCUCGCUUCCUUACUCCAGAGGAAAAACUUCGCACGCUUCGCCGAUUACAAGCCGACAACCAGGCUCGUGCCGAAACCGAGAAGUUCAGCCGUAAAUACGUUUGGGCCGCUUGUCGGGACUGGAAGACGUGGGGAUACGCCGUGUGCUACAUGGGAUGUCUCUGCCCAUUGUACUCUUUCUCACUCUUCCUUCCAACCAUCCUGCUCGGUAUGGGCUAUCAAGGUACAAAAGCCCAGCUCAUGUCGGUCCCACCUUAUGCGGUUGCUGCCGUAAUGACCGUGUUCAUUGGCUGGCUCGCCGACCGCACCAGGUGGCGGGGAUACUGCAAUAUGGCCGUCUCUUUUACUGGCUGUGUUGGCUUUGCCAUGUUGCUCGGUACUACCAAUGUCCAUGUCCAAUAUGCCGGCACAUUCCUCGGGGCGAUGGGGAUCUAUCCAACCGUGUCUAACACACUGACCUGGGCAUCCAACAACGUCGAGGGUGUGUACAAACGUGGCGUCGUGGUCGGCAUCAUAGUGGGCUGGGGCAACAUGAACGGUGUCGUUUCCUCGAACAUUUACAUGCCCAAGGAAAAGCCCAAGUACACAACCGGUCAUGCGACAGUUCUUGCAUAUAUGAUCGCAUGUCUGCUUGGGGGGUCCAUCUUCAUGCACCUCAUGUUGCGACGCGAGAAUAAGCUAAGGAAGAGUGGAAAGAGGGACCACUGGCUUGAGGGCAAGACAGAGGAAGAGAUACGCAUGAUGGGCGACGUUCGGCCCGACUUUAUAUACACAUUGUAG
Molecule: messenger RNA, 1536 nt
Organism: Lindgomyces ingoldianus
Lineage: Eukaryota; Fungi; Ascomycota; Dothideomycetes; Pleosporales; Lindgomycetaceae
Product: MFS general substrate transporter
Exons: 4
Coding region: 1-1536 (511 amino acids)
Biological process (GO): transmembrane transport
Cellular component (GO): membrane
Molecular function (GO): transmembrane transporter activity
Source: RefSeq, a predicted model, not a curated record